UUUUUGACCCAAGUAGCGCUCCGUUGUGUUUGGACGUAUCCUAGCGACCAAAGAGGGGGGGUGGAUGUAACUGACAGGUUAGCGUGUGGUUUCCAUGGACAGCAAGCCGUCGGUAAAAGUUUUGAUAUAAGAGGAAAAAACUUAAAAUACACGUUUCAGAAUAUCUCAGAUUGGUGAUGGGGGUGUCACUGUCCAGGGCAGCCCAGUGGACUACAGCCAGCUCUGGGACUGGCAAACUGGAGUUAACGCCAAUGAAUACGUCCUUGUUGAACGAAAUCCUGCACUUUGUGGAGCAGUUCAGCUCCCAACACCCACAGGAGGCAGAACAUGUGUUCAAGGAGCCGCUCCAGUGGAGUACCACUUUAGUGGCAUCUGAUUUCAAAACAGACUAUGACAUCAGUGACUCAGAUGUAAAGUCCCACGAGAAAGACAGUGAAGGGCGUCCAUUGUUGCAGCUCUCCCCUCCCACUGUUUACGUACGCAGCUUCAGCCAGCUCUCUAAAUUCGUUCAUCUGGCAGACGAUAAGAAGCUGGAGGAGCUUCGAGCAUGUCUGGAAGAAAACAGACAACCCAUUGUAAACAUUCUUGGUCCCAGCUUUGCCACCCUCUUGGAGAAAGAAGGCACCCAUACUGAUGAACUAAGUCUUAUUGGCGAAGUGGAGGAGGAUAAUCAAGGCAAAGACUCAGAGGUCAAGGUCAGACUGUUCCUGUUGCUUCAAAAUAUGGAUACCCAGCUCCUCAGCAAGUGCCUCAAAGAGAUAUCUGAACAAGUCAGGCUUGACCCUACCGCAGUGAAGAAAGAAGUUGAGCUGUUGAGGCGGUUCUGCAAUGAAGGGGAGACGAGGGUGUUGAAGUCGGUUCGAUACACAUCAGAUUAUGAGUUUUCAAAUGGCUGUCAUGCCCCUCCUUGGAGACAGGUGCAUGGUGAAAUGUGUUAUCUUGUGAUUGAGCCUUGUGACACUGAGACCCUCUACAUUACCUGCAGCACUGCUGGAGCUUUCCUCAAUGGGGGCAUAAAACAGGAUGGAGAGGAGAGUGGCUAUGAGGGAACAAGUAUUAUGUACCAAGACCUGGUAACACUUCUGAAUAGCAGAUCUCCACAUUUUGCUGAGAACAUAAACAAGCAGGAUUUUGCAGUUCAAGAGCUUCCAUCAACACAAAAGAUCCAGCAUGUGGAAUCGGUUGAUGCGGAGGAACAAGGCCAACCCCAGAGGUCUUGCGAGCAACAGGAAAAGAAUGUGCAUGAGAAGGCGGGACAACAGCACACGCCGAACAAGGCAGGCGGCAAGAAGAAAUAUGAACCAUAUACGAGAUGGAAGAAUCUUGGUCUCGUGUCUCCGUGUGGGAAAGCAGAGGGAAAAAAUCUCAGCAAGAGCUCCGGGAAGGAGAAGUCUGGUGAAAUACAGAAGAAAAAGCUGGGGGCCAAGAGCAAGAUGAAAGCAGAAUUCUCUGUGUCCUCUUUACCAGGACGCCUGUCCUCCCAGAAAAUAAGGAACCCAGCAGGAGCCGUGCCAGCAGACGUUUUCAGUGAGAGUUCAUCUGAGAGUGAGGAGGAGGAAGAGCAGCCAGAGCGCCGUCCAGAGAGUAACACUGACCUACCUUCUGAAUACUGGCAGAUCCAGAAACUGGUCAAGUACCUUAAGGGAGGCGAUCAGACUGCCACUGUGCUCACCCUGUGCGCCAUGAUGGACUUUAAUUUGAUGCAGGAGACGUGCCAACUGGCCAUCCGGGAUGUAGGUGGCCUUGAAGUCCUCAUUAACUUGCUGGAUACAGAUGAAGUCAAAUGCAAAAUUGGAUCUCUGAAGAUCCUGAGAAAAAUUAGCCACAAUGUGCAAAUACGUCGAACUAUUGUCGACAUGGGAGGCCUGCAGAGCAUUGUGAAGAUCCUGGACUCACCAGACAAGGACCUCAAGGCCCUAGCUGCCGAGACCAUUGCUAACGUGGCCAGGUUCCGCAGAGCGAGGAGAACCGUCAGGCAGCACGGCGGUAUAAAAAAACUGGUGAAGCUGCUGGAAUGUGUGCCUAAUUUGGCCAACCUGACUGCAAACCAAGUGAAGGAUGUCGAGGUGGCUCGCUGUGGGGCUCUGGCUCUGUGGAGCUGCAGCAAGAGUACCAAGAACAAGGAAGCCAUUCGGAAGGCUGAGGGUAUCCCUUUGCUGGGAUGCCUGCUCAAGUCUCCACAUGAGAACAUGCUUAUUCCCGUUGUAGGCACCCUGCAGGAGUGCGCCUCAGAGGAAAGCUACAGGAUUGCCAUUCAGAAGGAGGGCAUGAUCAAGGAUUUGGUCAAAAACCUGAGCAGUGACAAUGAUGAGCUACAAAUGCAUUGUGCCAGCGCAAUCUUUAAGUGUGCCGAGGACGAACAAACCCGUGUCCUGGUGUAUAAGUACAAAGGUUUGCAGCCACUGGUUUCACUGCUGAGCAAGGCAGACAACAAGCAGCUCUUGGCCGCUGCCACCGGGGCCAUCUGGAAGUGUUCCAUCAGUGUGGAGAAUGUAGCUAAGCUUCAGGAGUACAAAGCCCUGGAUACCCUGGUUGGCCUGCUGUCUGAUCAACCUGAAGAGGUGCUGGUAAAUGUGGUGGGAGCUCUGGGAGAAUUCGCCCAGAUACCUGCCAACAAGGCCACCAUCCGCAAAUGUGGAGGCAUCAAGUUGCUAGUUAACCUGCUCACUGGAACAAACCAGGCACUACUGGUGAAUGUAACCAAGGCAGUGGGCGCCUGUGCCACAGACAAAGACAACAUGGCAAUCAUCGACCAGCUUGACGGAGUCCGCCUGGUGUGGUCCUUAUUGAAAAACCCUAGUGCAGAUGUGCAGUCCAGUGCUGCAUGGGCCCUUUGUCCGUGCAUUGAGAAUGCAAAGGAUGCAGGGGAAAUGGUGCGCUCCCUUGUCGGUGGGUUGGAACUGAUUGUUAAUUUGCUGAAGUCAGCAAACAAUGAAGUGCUGGCAAGCAUCUGCGCUGCCAUCUCCAAAAUAGCCAAAGACAAGGAAAAUCUGGCAGUUCUCACUGAUCACGGGGUUGUCCCGUUGCUGGCCAAGUUGACGAACACAACUGAUGACAGGCUCCGUCGCCACCUGGCUGAGGCCAUCAGCCACUGCUGCAUGUGGGGCAGCAACAGGGCGUCCUUCGGUGAAGCUGGAGCAGUUGCUUCCCUUGUGCGCUACCUCAAGUCAAAAGAGAGACCAGUCCACCAGAGCGCAGCUAUGGCCUUGUACCAGCUGUCCAAAGACCCCAACAAUUGCAUCACCAUGCAUGAGAAAGGAGUGGUCAAGCCCCUCAUCCACUUCAUAGGCUCCGAAGACGAGAUGCUCCAGGAAGCUUCUGCUGGCUGUGUGCGCAACAUCCGUCUACUGGCUCUGGCAAACACGAAGGCCCGUUUAUUUCUCUGACAAUCCAUGAUCGCAGCAGCUCUCGACAUCCAAUAGCGAAUGUACAAAAAUUAUUUGGGUGAAGACAGGGGCGUUUUUUUUAGAUGGCAAUAAUAUGUUCAGGGUUACUGAUAUGCUUCUGACACUCCACUCACAACAAAUCUGAAACACUCAACUACAAUUUCAGGCGAUAUAGUUCACCCCAAAAUUUAAACCUUGGAGAUGUUUGCCUUCUCUCACAUAUAAUGGAAGUAAACCACUCUUGAGGUUCUCAAAGCGCCGUAAAGAAAUUCAUUUGACCAACUCAUUUGAUACAGCAAUGUGUCUUUCCAUAAACUUUCUCAACCCGUUGUUUGCUGUACAACUAUACUGCUUGUAAACCUUGCAUGAAAACGUAGCUUUCAGAAAAAAUGGUGCCCUUUUUAGAUAAAAAAUGUUAAAUCACCGCUGACUGUAAUGUCAAAACAAAAAAAAACACCUACUGUUUAUCAAAACUGCAAAUUGCAGUCUGCAGUUUUCAUCCAUGAUACACACAAAAAGUGUAACUAUUAAAUGUAAAAGAAAAGUGAAAGACACUCCAGACUGUCCUCCAUUCAGCAAAAUGAAAACAAUGUCAAACCCUGUUCCUGAUGCCACUUCCAAUAAUUGUUGUACAGUUCCUUACAGGGCUGCUUCUGACGUCAACAGCAAAUAUUUACCUCAGCAUCUGUCGUGUUGUACACAAACUUUGUAACGGAGUUUGUUUCAAACAAAUGUGUUUGAAAAAGAGUUUCACAUAAAUAGAAUGAGAAAAGUGUUCCAAAUAUUAGCAUCACAAGUGUUAAAAUAUGUUGUAUCAAAUGAUCUGAGUAAGGGCUCAAAUAAAAAUCUUGUAUCUUG
Molecule: messenger RNA, 4244 nt
Organism: Acanthopagrus latus (yellowfin seabream)
Lineage: Eukaryota; Metazoa; Chordata; Actinopteri; Spariformes; Sparidae
Gene: odad2
Product: outer dynein arm docking complex subunit 2
Exons: 21
Coding region: 177-3386 (1069 amino acids)
Molecular function (GO): protein binding
Source: RefSeq, a predicted model, not a curated record